CCCCCCCACAUAGAUACACAUAAAGAAAAGAAAUGAUUGGUACCAUCUCAGCCAAAGCUACAGAUGCUCAGUCUCCACUAGGAAACAUUAGCAGUUGGAACAUUAUAUCCAAAUAAAAGCAUGAUCCACUCCUAUAUCUCACUACUCCUCAGAAUCAGAAACACUGACCUCCUGAGCAGUGCAACAACUGAACUCUAGGGUCAAGACCAGCAAUCGCACCCCAAUGCGCAAGUCACUAGGAAGAACAAUUAAAAACCAACAAGCUAGCACCACAGAUCCCUGCACAGAACUACCACACUAGCAAACAGCCUCCCCACAGUGAGCCUCUGGCCAAAUACGGAAUCGGUGAAGUGGAAAGUGGGAGCCACCCAGCAGAGUCCAAACCCAGAGUAGGGUGACUGGGAGCCCACCUGACAGGCGAGAUUGAGACACAGGGGCUCUUUCUAUUUCCAUGGCUAAUAUCUGAGCACGUGGGAGCAAUUUCAGCACAUUACCCGAAAGGCUGAAACACUGUGAAAAAUACACCCAGCCCGGGAGCCAGAAGGGGGCGUCCUGCUACGGAGCCACCUGGGCUGUAGAGGGACAAAUGAACACAUGGGGGGGAACUUCCCGCACCCUGCGAGCUCUUUGCAGGGCACAACUUACCUGCCUCUGGAGAUUCCCUUUGGCGCCAACACGCCUACAGCUUGUGGGGUGGCGAACGGCGCCCCUCAUUUCCCUCUCCCUUUGUGUGACCUCACAAUUGGAUACUAAGUGUGUUGCCUAGUAACCACGGAACGCAGAACCACCCGCAACAGCGGGACCGGCGGAGCCUCCCUGCUCUGUGCCCCAGGCGGGCCGGGCUCUGGCCGUGGGAUGCCGCGCACCCUGGAGGGGACGGACCCGGAUGGGCAGCGGGAGGAGAAAUCAGCUGAGCAGGCAAGCGGGAAACACCAGCUGCCGCUCUCCGCCCUGUCCGCCUUCAGCUACGUCCCGCCCAGCCGCAGGGACCCUCCGGAGCACAGCUACUUCCACCAGCAGCUCAAGACAGGGAUUGUUUCCACAUAUGACUCCAUUUUUAAGAGGCCAAUGGGUUACAAUGAAAAACUCCACCGAUGUGACAGAGAACAUGCAAACUGUCGAGUUCUUAACAUUAAUGAUGAGGAACUGGCAAGACCCAUUGCUGUUUUGUCCUCUUCAGAAUAUGGGAGACACAUAAACCAGCCCGUAGAGCAGUUGAUCAGAGAUUAUGCAAGGAUUAACCGUGUGCAGGCAGAGUUCUGCAGGAAAAAUGGAGUCACCUGCUUGUUGGAAAAACCUUCUCAAAGUCUCAAACCAUCAUAAAGCUCCUGUCCCCCCAGCCACCGACAUGAACAUAGUGUAACACAGUUUUCACAGCAAUAAGAAAAUGAAUACUUUCCUUCAGCUUGUCAAUGUGACUUGGAUAAAAAAAAAAUUAAGCCAUAAGAGCUGUCAGUUUCCCCAUGUUAGUGUAAAUGUACCUUGACAUUUCAUUAAAAUCUUGCAAAUAAUUUCUCUUCCAAUUUUCAAUGUAUUACGAUAGGAUAGAGCAAGUUUCUUCUUCAAAGCAUUUACAAACAUCAAUUUACAAUCCACACAACCAUUCCUAUUAGAUUUGUAAGCAGUAUUACCCGAAUGGAAAAACUGAGGCAGAAAGAGGUUAAGGCCAAGAUUUUCCAAAACAGGUACCUAAAUCUGUAAUCGGAAAAAAAUAUAAACAAUUUUCAGAUCAACCUGAAAAAAAAUUUGUUGAGAUUUUUGGCAAAUGGGAAAUUUUAAAAAAAUACAUCAUUUGGGUGUCAAACUAAACCUUUCAUUCAAUUAAAAAUGAAGUGUUUUGUUUUGGUUUCAAGUAUUUAACUUUGUACAAUAAUACUGAAGGACAUUUGUUAGGAUAUAGAUAUUCAGGCCCGUCUGUAAAGGCCUAUACCCUAAGAAUUUAGGUGUAUUCUUAUCACUUA
This is a messenger RNA of Dermochelys coriacea (leatherback sea turtle), 1961 nucleotides long. RefSeq names its product chromosome 2 C5orf49 homolog (gene CFAP90). The coding region runs from base 856 to 1323 and encodes 155 amino acids. The transcript is spliced from 3 exons. Lineage: Eukaryota; Metazoa; Chordata; Testudines; Dermochelyidae. The record is from RefSeq and is a predicted model, not a curated record.